CACCGCUGCUCCUCGGGGUCCAGGUUCAGUUCGAGGUCCUGGUCCCGGAGUUCAGGUACGGCUCGGUGUUUGCGAUGUUUCUCGGCCCGCACUACACUGUGGUCAUCAACAGUCAUCAACAUGCCAGAGAGGUUCUGCUGCAGAGGGGCCGGGACUUCGCUGGACGACCCUACAUGGUGACCACGAGCCUGCUGACGCGCGACGGUAAAGACCUUGCCUUCGCAGAUUACUCGCCGCUAUGGAAGACGCACCGUCGCCUCGUCCACAACUCCUUCACCCUGUUCGGAGAAGGAACCAACCGACUGCAGGACAUUGUUCUGUCCUGUGUGGACAGUCUGUGUGCCGAGCUCCUGUCCAAUAAGGGGCGUGGCUUUGAUCCAUCUCCUGCAGUGACCCGAGCCGUGACUAACGUUGUGUGCACGCUGGUGUUCAGUGCCACCUAUGGGCCAGGAGACGCCGAGCUACAGGAAGUGAUGCAAUACAACAAUGGCAUUGUGCAGACGAUUGCCAGAGGAGCUCUGGUGGACAUUUACCCGUGGAUGAAGGUGUUCCCGAGCGCCGCCCUCAGGAAGCUGAAGAAGUGCAUCCAGGUCAGAGACCGACUGCUGACUCAGAAACUGCAGGAGCACAAGGCAGCCCUGAGUGACACUGAUCCCCGUGACCUUUUGGACGCUCUGCUGCAGGGGCAGAGUCAGAGGUCAUCGGGGUCAGAGGGUCAGGGGAUUACAGACGACCAUGUUCUGAUGAUUGCAGCAGAAGCGUUUGGGGCCGGCGUGGAGACGACUUCCACCACGCUGCUGUGGAUCCUGGCCUACCUACUGCACCACCCUGAGGUCCAGCAGAGGGCUCAGAGGGAGCUGGACGAGCAGGUGGGUGGGGAUCGAGCUGUGUGCAUGUCAGACCGUGGACGCCUGCCAUACCUGGACUGUGUCAUCAAUGAGGGCUUGAGGAUCCGCCCGGUCAGCCCGGUGCUGAUCCCGCACACUGCCGUCACCAACAGCAGCAUCGGCGGCCACACCAUCAGCUGUGGUACUCGUGUUUUAGUGAACAUGUGGUCAAUCCACCAUGACGCCGGCCUGUGGGACAAACCUGACCUCUUUAAUCCAGAUCGUUUCCUCGGUGACCACGGCCAGCGGGUGAUGCCAUCCUGCUUCAUGCCAUUCGGGGCGGGGCCUCGGGUCUGUGUUGGCGAGUCACUGGCCAGGCUAGAACUCUUCCUCUUCCUGUCCUCUCUGCUCCAGCGAAUGAGCUUCCAUGUGCCAAGUGGCACUGCCCCGCCCAACCUGCAGGGGCAGCUGGGUGUGGUUCUGCAGCCUUUACCUUAUAAGGUCAUUGUUACUCCGAGGGCGGGGUGGCAACACAAAAUGAGCUGAUGCUAAUGUGUUUAAAUGUGUGUAAAA
This is a messenger RNA of Thalassophryne amazonica, 1400 nucleotides long. RefSeq names its product steroid 17-alpha-hydroxylase/17,20 lyase. The transcript is spliced from 9 exons. Lineage: Eukaryota; Metazoa; Chordata; Actinopteri; Batrachoidiformes; Batrachoididae. Gene Ontology annotation, biological process: progesterone metabolic process; hormone biosynthetic process. The record is from RefSeq and is a predicted model, not a curated record. The coding region runs from base 75 to 1373 and encodes 432 amino acids. Gene Ontology annotation, molecular function: iron ion binding; steroid 17-alpha-monooxygenase activity; heme binding.